Magallana angulata is the source of this 1222-nucleotide messenger RNA. RefSeq lists its product as uncharacterized. The record is from RefSeq and is a predicted model, not a curated record. Bases 1 to 912 code for a protein of 303 amino acids. The transcript is spliced from 2 exons. NCBI's taxonomy places the organism in Eukaryota, Metazoa, Mollusca, Bivalvia, Ostreida, Ostreidae.
AUGAUUCUGUUUAUAUUUAAGGAGACGUCACGUUAUCACAUCGAUGUUUACAAAACUUCCGAGGAUGAACUUACUCCUUUCGGUGAAAUUUCUGUUUACCUUAAAGUAACAACUCCAGAACUUUAUUCAAACCUCAUACGUCUUAAGUCCUCUACGAAGGCACUUACAGAAAACAAAGAUCCUGCGGUAGUUAUAAAAAGAGUUGUCUCUGAUACAUCGUCUUAUGACAUGUUGUGCAACGGGAUCCUUGUGGAUUAUCAAAAUGGUACCUCUGGCAUUCAAAAUGUAGCAAUUAUAACAUUGACCUUUCUGAAUACAGCUAACAACAGACCCGGAAGUACAAGUUAUCGAAUAAGACUUGCUAUGGACCUAGCAUUUGCAUCUGUAGGAGAUAUGCAUUGGUUAGUAGUAGAAACAGAUCAAAAGGUGUUUCAAGAACGGGUUGUACUUAACAAACCACUGAUUUUUGAGGAUGAAAAUGGCAAUUUUUCUUACAAAAUUGGCAAAGUGCUGGACGGAAAUAAUGAGUCCUGUGUUCGCAUUCCGGUACAGGGAGAUAACCCGCCAUUGCUGUUGAUGAAACUUUAUACAGGAUGGCUUAAGAUUUACCCGGCAGCUUUCAAUAUUACUGUUGUUGGUGAAUUCAUUUCUUGCAGAAGACAUGGAAUGAAACUUAUACAGGUGGCGUAUCCCAAUGGUAUGCGAACGUCCAGUUUAGAAACGGGAUUUAAUGACAAGAUGAACUUCUGUGACAUGCUGUCGGAGAUCUCUAUACUCAACAGGAUUGAAUGUAAUUUUACUUGUCGAUGUCAAAGUAUAACUGAAUGCAAUGAAGUACUGAUAUUUAUGGCUAACGUAGAAAAUCUAGCAACAUGGAAACUAUGUGAAUUAAUUGCUAGUAAUGUCGUGUAAUCGUGUCCCAAAUUAUCCUUAUACUUGUUUAUUUCUUAAUCAAAAGCAAUGUACGUUUUAAUACAACUGAGAAAUUUAAUAAGCCUGUGGAAUAUUAUGAUUAUUUAACAUUUUAUUCAAAUUAAGUAUCAUGUUUAUAUCACAUUGCUCAUACAUGUAUUUAUAAGUAACGUAGCUUUUCAACGGUUCAUUAUAUGUAAAGUAUUAACGUACUUCAUACAGCACUGUAGAUUUUAUUCUGUGUAAUUAAUUAUUAUAUUCAAAAUAAAAAAUUGUUUCUACGGAUUAUUUUCAUUGUUUUAAAUUCCUA